GGAGACCUCUGUCUACCUAAACGUCUGCUUGUCAUCCGCGCGACCUGCACCCAGCCUUUCGUCUCAACCACCUACAUUCGAGUCUCUGAACCUCCCACUACACGCCCGAUUAACCGAUAUCGAUACCAAACUUCCGCAGAUGGCUCUGAUCAACGGUGACGUGCCGCGAUGGGUGGUCGAUCUGCAAGCCCCUCCGGCCGCGAAGUCUAAGGUCCCGGGCGUCUCCGACCCGCCAGGCUACCCGGUGCAAACAUCCAGCUCUAAGAAACAGAAGGACCAGAAGAUUCAGCCGCGCAAGCAACAGACACCAGAGGAGAUGGAUACCCUAAAGGUCAAGAAGGCUUGGGAAGUGGCGCUCGCACCCGUCAAGAACCUGCCCAUGACAGCCAUCAUGAUGUACAUGUCCGGCAACUCUCUCCAGAUCUUCAGUAUCAUGAUGGUCGUGAUGGCGUUCAAGAACCCGCUCGUGGGCCUGACCGCCGUCAACCAGGCGUUUGAGAGAUUCGAGUCGGAAACGAACAAGGGCAAGAUGCUACAGGUCAAGGUGGCAUACAUCGCCAUGCAAUUCGUGGCACUGGCUUUGGCGGUCUGGAAAGUCAACUCUAUGGGUCUGCUACCGACAACGCGAUCAGAUUGGUUGGCUUGGGAAGCUCAGAGAGAGCCUUUGGAGUCCUCGGUUCCCGCUCUAUAGACGACGACAUGAAUCCAUGAAUCCACCGACUGAAGUCCGUCCAGAAUUGGUUUUCUUCUCAACACACAUCAUUUUGAACUGCUCUGAUACAUUGCAGCUCCUCCAGCCACUGCUCCUGUUGACGAUGUACCCCUGUUACCGUGGUCCAGCCACCCAUUGCUUGUACACGGAAUGUGCUUAAUCUGACCAACCGUAUUGUACGGCUCAUGAUCGGUGGGUUCAAUCAACCAAUACUGUAACGGACCGAGAACUCGCUCGUCCACAGUUUUUGGGCUGCAAGUCCCUUGGAUCCGCCCAGCUUCUCGUCUUCGGGUCCAAGGGCGAUCGAUGGCUACCAUGCCGGGGAGGGGCAUCGACAGAUUCUCACGUUUCUCAAAUGAUCCUUCUUGAACAACAGACCGAGAGCUUCCUCCGGUCCUUCUGGCUGGUGCAGGUGUCGAUGCUGUUACAACUGGUUGGCAUGCUGACUGAGUCGGCCGGUUCACAGGUGUUGCUGCUCCAAUGGUUUUGUUCUUGUUCAUGAUGGUCCAGAAGACUUUCAGCUUCAUUCUUGGCAGGGUUGGGACGGUAACUUACAUUCUGAUUUGAUGGGGUAUAUGCGGUUGGCAAUGCUGCUUUUCUGGGAUUGAAAUGCGAUUGUCCUCUCGAAGGGCCUGAAUCUCAUGCUUGUGCCGAUAAGGGAAGCUGUCGGUUCUUAUUCUUACACUGUCGAGGCGACGCCAUGCCUCCCUUCUGCAGAGGUCAAGCUCCUACUUCAUCCGACGCCAAGUACAUGUCCCGGGUCGGUUAAGACUUCACAAGUCAUCUGAGAAGCAUCCCGCCUGGCUAUGGCCGAUGGUAGCUCCCGAGGUAGAAUUCACAUGCGUGGAGCAGACCGAGACCCGUCAACAAGGCCACUUAUUGCAUCAAUAGCACUCUUUGACCAGCCAAUCACCAUGUCCACCUCACUGUAGGAGAUGUAUUUGAUACCCUGACAGCAAAAACUUCGAGAGAGGGGUCACUUAGGCUUGACAAACAAAGAGGCACGGAACGUAAGGGAUAGAUCAAUCGUGAACCUGAAGCUCGGAGUUUACCACCACAACUAUCCGACCAAGAGCCCGAUGGCAUCGCC
This is a messenger RNA of Colletotrichum destructivum, 1802 nucleotides long. RefSeq names its product Putative TMEM85/ER membrane protein complex subunit 4. Gene Ontology annotation, cellular component: EMC complex. The record is from RefSeq and is a predicted model, not a curated record. Gene Ontology annotation, biological process: protein folding in endoplasmic reticulum. The coding region runs from base 140 to 691 and encodes 183 amino acids. NCBI's taxonomy places the organism in Eukaryota, Fungi, Ascomycota, Sordariomycetes, Glomerellales, Glomerellaceae. The transcript is spliced from 3 exons.